ACUGGCAUGCCCACAAUGUCAGAUAUGGCCAUGGAUACCAGCUCCAAGAUCACCACCAAAUACUUAAAGGAAAAGAAGGGAGUGGAAGAGGCAAAGAAUGGAAGAGAUGCACCUGUUAAUGACAAUGCUAAUGAGGAAAAUGGGGAGCAGGGGGCUGACAAUGAGGUAGAUGAAGGAGAGGAAGAAGAAAUGGAGGAGGAGAAAGAAAAGGAGGAAGGCGAUGGUGAGGAAGAGGAUGGAGAUGAAGAUGAGGAGGUUGAGGCAGCCAUGGGCAAUUGGACAGCUAAAGAUGAUGAGGAUAACGAUGUUGACACCAAGAGGGAGAAGUUCGAUGAGGAUGACUGUGAAGCAAAAAAGGAAAAAUUAAACUUAAAAAAAAAAGGCCACUGUGAUCUAUUUACACUGCACUUCCCAUCUCAGAAUCUAAACAUGGUCACCUUCAAGUAGAGAUUCCCACCCACCCACUGCAGGCAGCACCACUCUCAGAUCUGACAUAUGUUCUCCACCACCCAACCAAAACCACUAUGUGAAUUUGCAACAGGGGAGGAA
This is a messenger RNA of Phyllostomus discolor (pale spear-nosed bat), 549 nucleotides long. Its product is annotated as prothymosin alpha-like. Gene Ontology annotation, cellular component: nucleus. Lineage: Eukaryota; Metazoa; Chordata; Mammalia; Chiroptera; Phyllostomidae. Gene Ontology annotation, molecular function: histone binding. Gene Ontology annotation, biological process: positive regulation of transcription by RNA polymerase II; negative regulation of apoptotic process. The record is from RefSeq and is a predicted model, not a curated record. The transcript has a single exon. Bases 7 to 447 code for a protein of 146 amino acids.